CUUCCUACUCUCACGCCAACCAGUCGCGGCCAAUGGCCGCCCCUCCCUGAGUCUGGUUCUGACUGAGGCCUGGUGUGAUUGAAACAGUAGCACAGGUGGAGGUUCAUUUGCCUGCAAUGCAGCACGAGAAGCCAAAAGCAGGUAAAGCCUGAGCAGUGUCUGUCCCCGGCUGCAUAGGUUGAGACAUUUGCCAAGAUGGGAGUAAAGGAAAAGUUAAGUGUGAUGCAGAUCCCCUCCAUUCUUUUGCUCGGCUUUGUUUAUGUGGCAUAUGUGCUGAUCGGUGGGGUGGUUUUCUGGAAGUUGGAGGGAGACCUCGGAAUGAAGGACGUCAGCUACUUGCGUGAAAACAAAGAAAGGCUCCUUAGCACAUACCCAUGUCUCAACCAAGCUGGCCUGGAGGCCGUAGCUCAGGUUGUUAAAGACACAUCAAAGGUGGGCCUGAGUUUGAAAAGCAACUACACGGCAGACGGCUUCUGGAAAUUCACCAGCUCAGCUGUGUUUGCUGCCACUGUGGUCACAACUAUAGGUUAUGGGAACAUAUGUCCCAGCACUACAGGUGGCCAGAUCUUCUGCGUGUUCUUUGCGCUCUUCGGUAUACCACUCAACAUUGUGGUUCUCAACAGAGUGGGCAAGUACAUCCUAGCCAUAGAGAGGAACAUCUCAGACUUCUUCGAGAAAAAGACUAGUCGAAAAACAUGUACCCGCUUUUUCAUCCACUUUGUAUGUUACAUCUGCGGAGCGGUUCUUUUCUUCAUCAUGCCCAUGAUUGUGUUCAAGCAGCAAGAGGACUGGACAAAUGCAGAGGCCAUCUACUACUGCUUCAUCAGCCUCAGCACCAUCGGCUUUGGAGAUUUUGUGGCAGAUAGCAAUCCAGACAAAUAUUACCCAGAUUGGUACAGCUUCCUCAUAGCCUCGUGGAUCUUCUUUGGCAUGGCCUGGCUGGCGCUGGUUAUCAACCACUCAAUCGAAAUCCUGGAGCGGCUCAACAACUACUUUAAAAAGCAGUUCAAAAAGAAUGAUAAUCAACAGGGGGAUGAGGCAGACGGUACAGCUGAUAAAAACCCAGAGACACAGAUGGAGGAGGAAGACGAGAUCACCCAGCCUCCAGUUACUGAGUCCACCUAGUUAUAGAGUUACCUACAUCUGUUUGUGGUGAUUUGAUACGUGCCUGAGUUAUUGUUUGUCAGUUUUAGACAUUUUCUCCAUAACUGCCACUAAACUAUUGGCUCAUUUUUGAUGAGUCAGGUUUAUGUGACAGCAGCAUUCACGCACUGUUUAAGUGCCUCUUGUUAAUCUAAAACCCUUUAGAUUAAAGUUUAGAGAAGGACUCAGCACUUCUGUCCGUCUGUGGUCUAGUAGACAGGACAGUCAGCCUGUUUCCUAUACUUAAUUAGCUGACCACAAGUCAUUUACCGACUCCGUGGCACCAGCUUGGCUGUAGUCAAAGCCACAGUCUUUUAAAAUGAUCUACUUUGUAUGGUAUAGGGACUCCGUGGCCCACAGAGGCCUGGGGAUUAUUAUUAUUCAGCAUAUUUUAAGAGGUGGUGGAAUUUCCUAGGUUAUAAAAUACAGUGAAGUAAAUUAACUGGCCUUACAGAAGAGCAAGAGAAGGAAAAUUUAUUUCAUUUGUCAAGGUGUAAAAAGUUUUUGUCUUAAGUAUUGUUUUAACACUUCCAAACCAAAUUAAAAAUAUUUAUUAA
Messenger RNA from Maylandia zebra (zebra mbuna), 1700 nucleotides. NCBI's taxonomy places the organism in Eukaryota, Metazoa, Chordata, Actinopteri, Cichliformes, Cichlidae. The record is from RefSeq and is a predicted model, not a curated record.